CCAAUCAGUUUAUAUAGCAAUCAAUCAUCAUAAUUUAAUUUGAUUUCUAGCCACGGAAUUAACAUAGACCCGCAAUGCAAGUCACGUCACGUGUGCUCUGCCUCUGGUCUUGUUUGCCUUCCUGCUUCAUCUAGCACUCCAUCCACUACAGUAGCACCCCUCCAUGGAAUGGAAUGGAAUGGAAUGGAGAGCGAGAGCCAUGGAUGCCACCACCACCACAGAGGCAUCAAGAAAGGAACCAUGUCCUUGCCCCAAGGACGGAGGUGACCCAACCCACAGCUCUCACUCCUACGGCCGCCUCCCUCCUGCUCUGCUGCGCAUCCUCACCAAGCAACCCUUCCAUGGCGUCAAUACGGCGGCGGCGUCGUCGUGAUGACCCGAUACCAUAAAUACACGUCGAGGGAGUCGCUGUCCGUGUACGCUCGCUGCGAAAGCAAAGCGAGCAGCUUUAUUUGGUUGGUUGCCAUGGACCGGCGGCGGAGCAGCGCGGCGGCGGCGGCGCGGGUGUUCGAGGACUUCGACCCGGUGGUGGAGUGGAAGCUGGCCGGGGAGGAGCAGGACGUGGUGGAGAUCACGCUGCCGGGGUUCCGAAAGGACCAGGUGAGGGUGCAGGUGGACAACCACGGCGUGCUCCGCGCCACCGGCGAGCGACCCACACGGGGCGGCCGGUGGGCUAGGUUCAAGAAGGACCUCCGCCUCCCCGACAACUGCGACGCCGACGGCGUCCGCGCCAGGUUCGAAGGCGAGAAGCUCAUCAUCACGCUCCCCAUCGUCGCCGCCACGACGCCCUCGCCGCCACCGCCGCCUCCGCAGUCGCACUCGCCCACUCCGUCGCCGCCGCCAGCACCAGAGCCUCGCUGGCCUCCUGCGUACUCUGAGCCGCCGACGCGCCGUCCAUCGGCACCACAACCAUCUCCCCCCGUUCCUGCUUAUUCUGAACCGCCGCAGCCACCACGUCCAUCACCACCGCCUCCACCACCCCCACCGCUUGUUCCAAGUUAUUCCGAGGCGGCACCGCAUCGGUCUCCAUCGCCAUCGCCAUCGCCAUCGCCAUCGCCAUCGCCAUCGCCAUCGCCAUCGCCAUCGCCGCCACCGUCGCCGCCGCCACCUGUUCCAAGAUACACUGCGCCGCCGACGCGUCGACCCCCAUCACCACCUCGUUUCCCAAGUCAUUCUGAGCCGCCGCCGCCGCCGCCGCCGACGCGUCGGCCCCCAUCGCCACCUCGCUUCCCAAGUUAUUCUGAGCCAGCGCCGCCGCCGACGCGUCGGCCCCCAUCGCCACCUCGUUUCCCAAGUUAUUCUGCACCACCGCCACCAGCACCAGCACCACCACGUCAGGGUAAAUCACCGCCUCUUCCUCCUACGCGUCCUGAGCCACCGCCGCGUCGGCCUCAGCCCCCACCGCCACCGCCGUCGCCACCACGUACUUAUCCUGAGCCACCACGCCAGCGUCCAUCACCGCCUCAGCCUCCUAAGUAUCCUGAGCCGCCGCCGCUGCGCCAGCCUCCUCCUCCUCCUCCACCUCCUGUUCCAAGUCAUCAUUACGAACCGCAGCAGCGUGUUCCACCACCUCCGCCGCCUUCUCUUCAUACAUACCCUGAACCGCCACGGGCGCCGGCUCCACGCCCAUCACCGCCGUCGGCACCACCCGAACAAGCUCGCCGGACUGUUUAUUCAGAACCGACAGCGCCACGUCCGUCGCCACCACUGACCGAACAAGCUCGCUGGCCAGUUUAUUCAGAGCCGACAGCGCCACCGCCACGUCCGUCGCCACCGCUGACCGAACAAGCUCGCCGUCCUGUUUAUUCAGAGCCGCCGCUGCCAGGACCACCUACGGCGAGGCCCACCGCUGAGGCGCUGACAGGGGUGGGUGCUGAGGAGCCGAAACCGUCGGCGUCGCGAUAUGGGACGCGGACGCCGGCUGCUGCUCCAGGGCCAAUGGCUCCUCCAUUGUGGCAGACGACGCCGGCUCCUCCAGCGCCGCUGCCUCCUCGUGGAGCAGAGGAAGAACCGCCCAAGAAGCAACUGCAAGAUACCAGUACCAUGGUGCGAGAGGAAGACGGUAGGCCGGCGCCACCACCGAAGAAGAAGAAGAAGGAGAAGAAACCGAAACGAGCGGAGGAGCUAGGCGGUGAAGUGAGAGGGAAGGUGAACGGCGGAGCUCGGGCAUUGCCAGCGGUGGGUUAUGCUCCGACGACGGCGACUAUGACGCCGGAGCCGGGACGGCAGCUGCUGGUGAACACUGCUGCCGCCGUGGCCGUGCUCGUUGGGGUCAUCGUGGCCGUGUGGCGCACCCUGCAAAGCUAG
Molecule: messenger RNA, 2307 nt
Organism: Sorghum bicolor (sorghum)
Lineage: Eukaryota; Viridiplantae; Streptophyta; Magnoliopsida; Poales; Poaceae
Product: vegetative cell wall protein gp1
Exons: 2
Coding region: 373-2307 (644 amino acids)
Source: RefSeq, a predicted model, not a curated record